AUGGACUAUACUAGAGCAACUGAAGUGGCUAAUGACACUAACUUAGAUGUUGGAACUACCCAACAUAAGCUUGUUUCUCCACAUGGAGGUCUUACCCGGAUGGAUAACGACCAUUCGAGUUCUCAGGUUGUAAAGGAAACUCUUCAAUCAAAUAUUGAGAUUCCUAAUGAGAACACAGAUGUUUUCAUUAGAGCAUUUAAAAAUCGUUUAAGCACCCUAGAGGGCUUAUACGAAAAGACUAUGAUGAAGCAUGACGAAUUUCUUAACUCAAUCGAAGCUGGUGACUAUUUAAGCAAAAUCACUAAGCUGGAAGAGGAAGAAAAAGGUCUUGAGCUGAACAUAGAAAAAUUAAGGACGAAAAUCAUUGAUAGAGAAGGACCGUUAAAUAACAGAACCACUGCUCAUACAAGAACGUCCAUUAAUAAUACUGUAACAAACGGCAGUAACAAGGAAGAAGGUAAUCAACAAACUAACUUGAUGAACAAUGGAUCAUUAAUGUUCAAGACAUUAAAUGGUAAAGAAGUUGUUAUCAAUAAGAAUUACCUUCCACUUAAUAUUGAAUUUAAACUAAUCAAUAUUGAGGACCUUCCGUUGUGGAUCAAGGAAUUCGUUAAAUUCCUAAAUUAUUACAAUUUAGAUAAUUUAAAUGAAUUGCCAGAAUCUACAAUAAUUGACCCUGUAGAAGAUCAAUUCAUAAAGGGUCAACUCAAGGAAAAUAUCAAGUGUGAAGAUAUAUAUGACUUUAUCUUCAUGGAGAAUAGUUCCAUUGAAAUCUUAAACGAAGUUAAGAGAAUUUUCUUAAGAAAACUUAACUUUGCCAAACGCCAAAAAUUAUGGAAACAAGUGUCAAUCACUGAGAAAUCCAAUAAUUUGGCUUUACAACUAAAUUUAUUGAAUAAAUUAGUUGGAAUUGAAGAAUUCAUUGACACCAAUAAGAUGGAAAUCUUCAAUUUGAUUAUCAAUAGGAUUAACAAUCAAGUAUUGCAACGAAUUAAUGCAGUACCUAUUGAUCUAUCAAAAAUAACUCCUACUCAAUAUCUAGGAAUUAUUAAAAAACACGCGGAGGAUGCUUUUGAAUUUCAUGAACAAAUAAAGCAAUUUUAUUUAUCUGAACGAGAAGAAGCCAAAUCUAACUCUAAAAAUCCAGAAACUCUUAGGCCUAUUGUAAAAAAGGUACAGAGAAAUCCAGUACAAACGAAAAUAUCCACAAAGAAGAAUCAAUUAAAAUCAGCUGUGGAUACAGUAAUUGAUUCAGGAUCUGGGAUUAACUUCACCAAUAAAAAGGGAUUAAUUUUCAAUUAUAGAAAAUUAACAACAAUCCCUGAAUAUUCUGGUGUCGGAUCUUCAAGCAAUCUGCAGAUCAUUGGACAGGGGUCCUUAAGAGUUAGAAUGGAUAAUAACGGAAAAUAUCAAUACAUUCCUGUUUACUACUGUCCAGAUGAAGAUGCAACAGUUCUGUCAGCCAUUGGCCUUCGCAAAACACUUGGUUUUAUAAUUACCGAAGAUUACAAAAAUCUAAAGAAUGACAGCAUUAGUAUUAAAAUACAUAACGUAGCCAAUACUACCUGGAUAAAGUCUAAUGAUUUACUAUUAUCUUCCAAAGAUAAUAGGACUUCGGAAAAAUUAACGAAGGCGUCAUCCAUAAGAUGGAUUAAACCUUCGACAAGCUUUAAUAAUAAAACUGUGACUAUACAUGAAGCACAUGAAAGAUACAAAUCAUCUUCCUGUAGAUGUCAUAGUUCACAAUAUUGA
This is a messenger RNA of Tetrapisispora phaffii CBS 4417, 1752 nucleotides long. RefSeq lists its product as uncharacterized. Bases 1 to 1752 code for a protein of 583 amino acids. The transcript has a single exon. Lineage: Eukaryota; Fungi; Ascomycota; Saccharomycetes; Saccharomycetales; Saccharomycetaceae. The record is from RefSeq and is a predicted model, not a curated record.